Messenger RNA from Juglans microcarpa x Juglans regia, 564 nucleotides. Its product is annotated as E3 ubiquitin ligase complex SCF subunit sconC-like. Gene Ontology annotation, molecular function: cullin family protein binding. Lineage: Eukaryota; Viridiplantae; Streptophyta; Magnoliopsida; Fagales; Juglandaceae. The transcript has a single exon. The coding region runs from base 1 to 564 and encodes 187 amino acids. Gene Ontology annotation, biological process: SCF-dependent proteasomal ubiquitin-dependent protein catabolic process. Gene Ontology annotation, cellular component: nucleus; cytoplasm. The record is from RefSeq and is a predicted model, not a curated record.
AUGGCGGACGACGGAGUAAAUACUAAGGUUGAAGCCGUAUCUAAAGCAACUACGGAGACGAUUGAGCUGAGAACGGAGGACGGCGGUGUCUUCGACGUGGACAAGCCCGUGGCGAUGGAGUUCUUGAUCCUCAAGUCGUUCUACGAAGAUGAAGGCCGCGUCUUUGACAAAACCUCCAUUCGCCUACCGAAUGUCAAGCAGUUGGAGCUCUCCAAGGUCAUUGAAUACUGCACUCGCGCCCUCGAGUUUGGCGCCAAGUCCGCGGCAGCGGCCGGUGACAAGGACGCCGAGAGGAUGGUAAGGCAAGAGAGGGAGGGUUUCGAGGCGGAGUUCGUGGACGAGCUGAGCAACGAAAUGCUCAAGGAGUUGAUUCUUGCGGUGAAUUUUCUGGACAUAAAGGAAAUGCUGGAUUUCCUGAUCCGGAGCGUGGCGAAUAGGAUCCGGAACAGAAGCGUGGCGUACGUGCGCCAGUUCUUCGAUAUAGAGAAUGAUUUCACGCCGCAAGAAGAAGAUCAGAUCCAUCAGGAGAAUGCAUGGGCCUUCGAGGGCGUCGACGCCGAUUGA